Messenger RNA from Daktulosphaira vitifoliae (grape phylloxera), 1107 nucleotides. RefSeq lists its product as uncharacterized. The coding region runs from base 172 to 900 and encodes 242 amino acids. The transcript has 3 exons. NCBI's taxonomy places the organism in Eukaryota, Metazoa, Arthropoda, Insecta, Hemiptera, Phylloxeridae. The record is from RefSeq and is a predicted model, not a curated record.
CCAACACUCGAAGUACGGCAAUAUUUGUGAAAAAUACGAGUUUGUUCGCCGUUUCGUAAUUGUGUCGUACUCAGUCGCGAGUGCCAGUCGAGGUAUUUAGCCUAAGAACAGCAAUUCAAGUGCCAUAUUUUACAACGUUAACUUAAUCUCUAAGGCCUUUAAAAUACUAUCAUGUUCCGACCGGUCGUUGUUUUUGUGUGUGUUUGCGUCGUACUUGUCUCAGCCGAAGAAAGUCGCAAAAUCGACACAGGAUUUGGGGAUAUGCGCGUCAUGUUCAAAAUGGUUCAGGAUUGCUCUAAGACUCAGUUCGUACCAUGUCUUAAACACAAGGUGUUGACAGCCAUCGAUCGGGUGAGUGAACAACAAGAAAUGGAAAUUUUUGACGGUAUCUUGUUGGUCAGAGAUCCAAAUGCAAUAAUACAAGACACUCCUGAAGAUGUUGCUAGGUCAUCCGAUGAAUCGAAAUUAGAUGCUGCCAUUAUAGAUAAGAUUGUCAAUUUUUUCAAAACUCGUAAUGUGCAGUUUAAAUUAAUCGAUGAAGAAUCCCGAAAUUUGGGCGAUGGCCGCAAGAAAACUAGCAAAUACAACUCGCUUCUUAUGUACCCAUUUAUGAUGGGUGGUAUGACCAUACCAUUGGCUUUCGGAACCUUGGCUCUUUUGGCUGGAAAAGCACUCAUCAUCGCUAAGUUAGCACUAACCCUUUCCGCCAUUAUUGGAUUAAAGAAACUGAUCGGUGAACAUGGUGGUAGUCACGAAUACGUCUCCCACGGAAGCCAUUAUCGCAGAAGUCUUCCUGGGGAAGCAGCAUCAGUUGCUGCCUCCAACAUGGCUUAUAGUUCUUACAUGCCCGUCUACGAAGAACCCUUACGUAGCACCACCGACAACUCUGUACCUUUAUAAGACACUGAUGUUUUUAAUUUUUAAGAGAUUUAUCAUUAUUUAUUAACACUGGUCGAUUUUUUCACUGAUGAAUCAACAUAUUGACUAGUGUAUUAUGUUAAUUUAUUUUCAAAAAAAAAGUUGUUUGCAUGAUAAAUAAAGUGUUAUUUUUUUAAAACUAUUUAUUCUUAAAAACAAAUAAAUUAAAACAAAUAUUUGUCACAAAAU